AUGGCAACACCCGCUCUUCUGGCUUUUCUAUUGCAGUACGCUUUUCAAGUUUCCAGUGUGUUUACAUUAGGACAUUUGGGAUCCAAUGAGCUGUCCGCAUUAACAUUAGGUUCAAUGUAUGCAUCGAUAACAUGUUGGUCGAUUGGGUUCGGAACUACUACGGCAUUAGAUACACUUUGUCCGCAGGGCUAUACAUCGGAAAAUCCAAAAAUGGUUGGUGUUUAUACCCAACGCGCUAUCCUAAUUAUGAUGUUAGGAUUUAUACCAAUUGUUUUUAUAUGGUGGAAUGCCGAAAAUAUUUUAAUUUUAUUAAAUCAAGAAGUAGAAUUAUCAAAAUUGGCUGCUCUAUAUUUACGUUAUUUACUUUUGGGAGUUCCACCUAACCUCAUUUUUUGGUGUUUGGAAAAAUUUUUACAAGGACAAGCUACAACAUAUGUUUUAAUAAUUUGUUGUCCAACAAAUUUUAUUCUCAAUUAUGCACUCGUCUGGUGGGAACCUAUAGCACUUGGUUUUAUUGGUAGUCCAAUAGCUACCACCAUAACAAAUUGGUUAAUGUUAUUACUUACUAUCCUUUACAUAAAAUAUGUUAAAGGAUACGAAGCUUGGGGAGAAUUGUGGUCACGUUCUAGCUUUGAUGAUUGGUUUUCAUUCGGAAAACUUGCUUUUCCUGGUAUAUUAACAUCAUGCGCUGAUUGGUGGAUUUAUGAAAUAAUUGCUUUAGCGGCUGGUAUUUUAGGAAAUGUACCUUUAGCAUCUCAUCGUUUAAUUCUUACUAUUUCUUUAUUACUAUUUCAAUUACCUCAUAGUAUAUCAGUAGCAGCUUCAAAUAGAGUGGGUAAUUUAUUAGGUGCAGGAUUAUCUCGUAAAGCAAAAAUUGCUUCAAAUUUAUCAUUAAUUUUAGCUUUUACGGGAGCCAUUUGUAAUGCUAGUUUAUUAAUAGUAUCCAAGGAUUCAUUGGGAUAUUUAUUCUCAAAUGAUAAAGAAGUUGUAGAAUUAGUAGCAAAAAUAUUACCAUUAUCGGCAUUAUUUCAGAUAUCAGAUGGUAUAGGAGCAACAGGUAGCGGAAUCCUUCGUGGUCAAGGACGUCAAAAAAUCGUAGCAAUAAUUUAUUUACCAGCAUUUUAUCUUAUCGGUCUACCAUUAGGGUUAAUGUUAGUAUUUAAAUUUAAUCUUGGAUUAAAAGGAUUAUGGUGGGGUGUCACUUGUGCAUCUUUAAGUAUGGGUAUAGGAAUUUUUAUUAUUGUUUUGAUGUCUGAUUGGAAAUUAGAAGUUAAGAAAUGUCAGGAAAGAAUAAAAGAGGAUUUAAAUGAAGAGGAAAUUAUAGUGUAA
Diversispora eburnea is the source of this 1329-nucleotide messenger RNA. The record is from the annotation of a GenBank genome assembly. NCBI's taxonomy places the organism in Eukaryota, Fungi, Glomeromycota, Glomeromycetes, Diversisporales, Diversisporaceae.